AUGGGAUACUAUGCUGAAGCCGAGGAGUGGAAGGACGUGAAGCCUAUCCCGCUUGAUGAAGGCGGCCCCAACCCUCUCGCUGCCAUUGCCUACUCGGACGAUUAUGACGAGGCCAUGUCAUACCUGCGCGCCAUCAUGGCUAAGAACGAGAUGAGCGACCGCGCCAUCGACCUUACGGAUACUAUCAUCGACGCCAACCCCGCACACUAUACUGUCUGGCUAUAUCGUGCCAAGAACAUUCUUUCGUUGAACAAAGACCUACACGCUGAGAUUGCGUGGCUUAACGAAACAGCCCUGAGAAAUCUCAAGAACUACCAGAUCUGGCACUAUCGCCAGACAAUAGUCGACAAGCUAGACUCUGCUGAAGGCGAGCAGGAAUUUAUCGCAAGCAUUCUUGCCAAAGAUGCCAAGAACUACCACGUCUGGAGCUACCGGCAGUGGCUGGUGCGACGCUUUGACCUCUGGGACCAGGGCGAGAUCGAGGCCAUUGAGCGACUGAUUGCCGAGGACGUCCGCAACAACUCCGCCUGGAAUCACCGCUGGUUCCUCGUUUUUGGAAACGACUUGAACAACUUUUCGAAUAAGAAGGUCCUUGACCGCGAAUUUGACUACGCCAAAGCUGCCGUCCACCGCGCGCCUCAGAACGAGAGCCCUUGGAACUACCUCCGCGGGCUGGUCCGGCACGCACAUCUGCCCUUGAACACGCUGAAAGACUUCGCGACCUCAUUCGCCGACCCACACAAGCCCGACGACGUCCGCUCGAGCCACGCCCUCGAUCUGCUCGCUGACAUCUACGCCACCGAGGAAGGCAGCCAAGACGAAGUGGGCAAGGCUCUCGACCUCCUGGCCACGCGUUACGACCCCAUCCGUCAAAACUACUGGAAUUACCGCAAAUAUCUC
Molecule: messenger RNA, 900 nt
Organism: Aplosporella prunicola CBS 121167
Lineage: Eukaryota; Fungi; Ascomycota; Dothideomycetes; Botryosphaeriales; Aplosporellaceae
Exons: 2
Biological process (GO): protein geranylgeranylation; protein farnesylation
Cellular component (GO): cytoplasm; protein farnesyltransferase complex; CAAX-protein geranylgeranyltransferase complex
Molecular function (GO): protein farnesyltransferase activity; CAAX-protein geranylgeranyltransferase activity
Source: RefSeq, a predicted model, not a curated record